Molecule: messenger RNA, 222 nt
Organism: Trichobilharzia szidati
Lineage: Eukaryota; Metazoa; Platyhelminthes; Trematoda; Strigeidida; Schistosomatidae
Source: the annotation of a GenBank genome assembly
AUGAGAUUACUGCGUGAAAUAGCAGAAUUACAAGAAUCUGUUGAUCAACUUGUCAAUCAGCUAACUGACAUACAAUCAGCUCAUCAAGAAUUGUUGCGUAUAAAAAGUCAUCUAGAAUUAGAUUUAUCAAUUAAAACAAACAGUCUGUACAUUGAUCGUGAAAAGUGUUUAGGCUUGCGUAAAACAUUUCCAAUGAAUCCUACACUGAUAGCACCAACAUAA